UUCUUCCAUCUCCUCCACACACUAAACAUUGCCUUAUCUCUUUCGCAGCCUUUGAGCAAUUCCAAAAUCACCAAAUUUCUCUACCCAUUGCCCAAAUGCCUGCUUUAUCUUUACUACCGUCGCCAUUUCUCUGUCACCUUCACAAUCAAAACCUAUCAGACCAGUACCUUCAUUACCGCUAAUGGCUUCUAGACCUAUAUAUCCUCUUACGGUUCCACGAUUUCGACAUGCAUCGUUCAAAAGACCAUUCCUUUAUUCGUCUCUAGUUUCAUGCCCCUCUGCUUCCAGGCUUCAGUUGAUCGAUUAUGCUGGAAGUAAGCUCUUUGUUGGGGGAAGGUUUUUGGCUCUCUUUCCUAAGGCUACUGUCGAUCAGUCAGGUCCAAGAAGAUGAAUUAGAUGACAGUAAGAUCUUACCCUAUUGCAGCAUCAAUAGGAAGGAGAAGAAGUCUCUGGGCGAGAUGGAACAAGAAUUUCUUCAAGCAUUACAAGCAUUCUAUUAUGAAGGGAAGGCAAUCAUGUCAAAUGAAGAAUUUGAUAACCUGAAGGAAGAGUUAAUGUGGGAAGGAAGCAGUGUUGUCAUGCUAAGUGCUGAUGAACAGAGAUUUUUGGAAGCUUCAAUGGCAUAUGUUGCUGGGAAACCAAUUGUGUCAGAUGAAGUGUUUGACAAACUAAAGAUGAAACUUAAGAUGGAUGGUAGUGCUAUUGUGGUUGAGGGUCCACGUUGCAGUCUUCGCAGUAAGAAGGUUUACAGUGACCUUUCAGUUGAUUAUCUGAAGAUGUUCUUACUUAAUGUCCCUGCUGCUGUUGUAGCCCUGGGAUUGUUUUUCUUCCUUGAUGACUUGACUGGAUUUGAAAUCACUUACCUUUUGGAGCUUCCAGAACCUUUUGGUUUUAUCUUUACAUGGUUUGCAGCUUUGCCUUUAAUUCUUUGGCUGUCAUUCUCAAUCACAGGAUUCAUUGUUAAAGAUUUCCUUAUAUUAAAGGGUGAAACUCUCAUUUUCAGGGCCCCUGUCCGAACUGUGGUACAGAAAACACCUCAUUUUUUGGUACUAUACUGUCCGUAUCUAGUGGUGGUUCCAGCAACAACGUGAAGUGCUCCAAUUGCGGAACAGAGAUGGUAUUUGAUUCACGUACACGCCUGAUUACACUCCCUGAAGGAAGUGCUGCAUAAAUAGUAGGAAAGUGGAGCAGAUAUUUCGAGCGAAGGGGAAAUAUGUUUAGAAUUUGAAACAUGUUUUUAUUUUAGUUGCAGAUAUUUGCACAAGGGAUAAGACAAACGCUAGUGGUGCAACAGACAAUUUUAUGUAGUUGGAUCGAUGUAUGUGAUAUUAGAUAUUCUUAUAUGGUUUUUAAUCUUUUUAUGUAUAUGCUUCAAUCUUGUAGCUCAGAUAUCUCCAAUCUCCAUACAAUCUCAUGUUUUAGUUUGAAGUAAGUUCAACCUUCAUUAUGUUUUUUGUAUUCAACCUUGAAGUAAAUAUCAUAUUUAAAUGUGGAUAGGGUUCCACACAGGACCAAUAUUUGCUCCUGUGGACCAGAACCAAUAUCCGGCUAUAUAAUGGCUGGUUGCAGUCCUUAAUUGCUACUAGUAUUCUUUUUGUUGUUUUGUUUCUUUGAUUGCAAGUCGGUUUUGU
Messenger RNA from Cuscuta epithymum, 1631 nucleotides. NCBI's taxonomy places the organism in Eukaryota, Viridiplantae, Streptophyta, Magnoliopsida, Solanales, Convolvulaceae. The record is from the annotation of a GenBank genome assembly.